Closterium sp. NIES-65 is the source of this 2166-nucleotide messenger RNA. NCBI's taxonomy places the organism in Eukaryota, Viridiplantae, Streptophyta, Zygnematophyceae, Desmidiales, Closteriaceae. The record is from the annotation of a GenBank genome assembly.
AUGCCUGCCACUGGACUUCCAGCCUCCCGUGCACCUGCGCGGGUGGGGCUUGGCCUGGCGGGGCCUCCAGCAGGGCGGGUCUCCCACUGCGCGGCUAAAAGCGCGGCAUUCCAUGGCACUUCCCCUGAUGCCGCAGAGGAGGACGCGGUUCUGCUGCACCAUGCGCUGCAUUUUGGGACGAAGCGGUGGAGAGAGCUGAAGAGGAGGGGUCAGCUCAAGAGGAGCAACAAGUCGUGCUGUAACCGUUACAUCUUUCUUAGAAGGAAGUUCACUCAGCACUUUCAGCAGAAUCUUCUGAGAAAGCACCUGGAAGAUGCUGAAUUCCCCGGAAACGUUCCCGUAAAGGGCCUCGAUCAACUGUUGCCCUGUCUGGAUGGCAAGCAGCAGCAGCAGCAGCAGCAUUCGGAUGGCAUUGGUUCAACUGCUCUGGCAUUCGGUGGGCUGUCGUUUGACGAGUGCAGCAUCGUCUUCCUCUCACCCAAUGCCUCCUGCUGCCACCCAGCAGCUCCAGCGUACCCCUCAUCUGCAGUCAGCCCCGCCCCUGCUUCCCAAGCCGCCACCUUCUCCGCUUCUUCCACUGCCUCUGAUUUUCCGUUCCCAUGUGAUGCCUCCUUCCCCGUUGCUGCUGCCUCCAAUGCCACUGUUCUGAGCCUCCCAGUGAAGCGAGCAAGAGAGGAUUGCCCUGGGCUUGGGGCAGACCAAGUGGGGCUGGGUGGAGGUGGAGGUGAGAGCGGGGUGGUGCGCAGCAGGAAUUGGCAGGCUCAGUCGGUGGCAGAGCAGUUCCAGCAGCAGGGGGCGAGCAGCCGCGUGCAGGACGAGGAGGGAGCCCUUGUGGAUGCUCUGCUGCUGGAGGAGCAUCAGCAGAUGCACGAAGGAGAAGGGAGGAGGCGAGUGCAAUCAGCCCUGUGGCCACGUAUGGAGUGGGAGAGCGCCCUUCCAGAUGAUGUGCUGCUGGGGGUCAGCAGCCUCGAUGCUGGCUUCACCGCACCGCAUGCACCAAUGCCAGUGCCGCUGCCCACCGCUGCGCUGGCUGGUUCCGUCCCUGGGCGGAUGGGCAGCAGCACUGGAGGGACGCUCGUUGUGAGUAGUUGCACCCAACCAGAGCUGGACACGUGCAGCGUGGCGCAUGAUAAUGUUGCUCUUUUUUUCGACACGCCCCUGGAUCCCCUGUUGCUGCCUGGACACGCCCCUACUGUCCCCCAGUUACCACACUGGCAGCCCUGCCGUGUGCCCUGGGCGGGUGGGCCCCAGGGACGGGUGCUGCCAGGCACAGCUGGUGGUGGGGUAGCGCUGGCAGAGUGGGCGUUGGAGCAGCGAAACAGCAGGGAGGGAGGUGCUCAAGCGCACCGGGGUCAUGGGCACCUACAGCCGCUGCCACAACCCCUGCCACAGCCACAGCCUCUGUCCCAGCCACAGCCACUGUCACAGCCACUGUCACAGCCACAGUCACAGCCUCAGUCACAGCCACUGUUCCAGGCGCCCCUACGGUCAGCCCUUUCUCACCAACCAGGGGCCCCCGGCUUCACCGGUGCACUGUCCACGCCCUCGAACCCAAGGGGCUUGCACACGCAAGCUCCCAUGCAGCCCCACCAUGCCUUGCUGCAGGAGCCCUUGGCCACCGGUGCUUUACCAGCUCUCAAGAACCUGGCGUUACGUCGGCCUGACAUAGCCAAUGCUCUGGAAGGUGGUGGGGCUGCCUUGCAUGCCACAGUUGGCCAUGGGCUCAACUCGGAUGUCCACGCCUUGGAUAAUUUUCACGCGCUUGGAGGAACAACCGAGUUGAAGUUUGGAAAUAACUGGAAUGGGGCCAUGGUUGACCACAUCAAGGAAACGCAUGAAUCGUUUAAUUUCCCAGAAUUGGAUUCGAGCCAUUCUCAACGCUUUCAUUGCUUCCGCUUCACGUUGAAUGGGGAGGAGGACGCGGUGCUGCCGCGCCACGUGCUGCAGUGCGGCACGAAGCAGUGGGGCGAGCUGGGGAGGAACAGCAAGUCCGCAUCUGGGGUUCUCCCGUCUCAGGCGGCACUGCUCUGCUCCCCCAAGGCAUAUAUUUCUGCAAAGUCAGGCGCUACAGCAGUAGCAGGAGGAGGAGGAGGAGGAGGAGGAGGAGGAGGAGGAGGAGGAGGAGGAGGAGGAGGAGGAGGAGGAGGAGGAGGAGGAGGAGGAUGA